Molecule: messenger RNA, 1542 nt
Organism: Tribolium madens (black flour beetle)
Lineage: Eukaryota; Metazoa; Arthropoda; Insecta; Coleoptera; Tenebrionidae
Product: protein SHQ1 homolog
Exons: 1
Coding region: 218-1483 (421 amino acids)
Biological process (GO): box H/ACA snoRNP assembly
Cellular component (GO): nucleoplasm; cytoplasm
Source: RefSeq, a predicted model, not a curated record
AAAAUGGUGACAUCACAAGUGAUUCCCCCAGAAUUUUUAAUUAUCUUACCAAAGCGGGCCCUCGGUUUUUCACCCGUAGGACUACUGGGACCUGUUUAAUACGACAAUAUUUUUUUUAAAUUGCUAGUAAAAUAUUGUUUGUUUAAAUUUGCCGCGGUUAAAUGUCAAUUGUCAAACAUACCUAACCUCAAAAGUGACAGUUUGGUGUAUUUUCAACAUGAUAACGCCACGAUUUAAGCUCACACAAACCGCAUCCAAUGUCACAAUACAAAUACGAGCCCCUUAUUGUAAUUUACGUGAGUUGGAAGUGACCGUGGAUGAAAACAUCUUCAUUUUCUACACCAGCCCCUAUUACCUGCGUUUACAUCUACCUGGGCGUCUAGUCGAGGAUGAUUUCACCCAAAGUUCCUUCGAUUCGGAGUCAGGACAGUUUAGUUUCACGAUAAAGAAGGCUAUAGAUGGGGAACACUUCCCAGAUUUGGAUCUGAUAACGAAAUUAUUGACCCCCAAAAUUGAAAUCAAUGAAGACAACCGGAAAAUCACAAUAGUGGCAAAUGAGGCUUCUGAGAAGUCGCAAGACGAGCUAGAUGAAGAAUUCGGGUUCGCACUUUGUGGUAAGGAAAAUUUCAACCAUGUCUCAUCGGAAUUCAAGGACGUGUUCGAGGUGGACCCCCGGGAAGUCAAUUUGGGGCAAAGACACAAAAUGCGGGUGCAAUUCGAGCAAGGCAAAUUCAAUAUCGAUCAUUACUUAAGUGAUUACAUCGAAAACGAGGAAAUUUUGGAAUUAAUCUCGCAGGAAUCCCCUUAUGAUAAGUUAAAAGUGGAUGAAAUUCAGUUCAGUGACCAGGAAUUGGACUUUCUUAAAGACUUGCCCAACAAAACGUACAAUUUGAGCGAGACACAAGUCACCUAUUGUCAUUGUUGUCUCGUUGAUAUUUUAUACGCCUAUUGUUAUGACCGGCGGACAACUCAAUUUGAGGGAACUUCUGAAUCGGGUUGGACCAUUGUGAAAUUAGCCGCGACUUUUUGCUGGCUUGAUGUUUUCAAAACGCCCAAAGAUGCCCUAGUUAGUGCUUUUAGGCGAAGUGUCAUUUACCCACUUUACCGGAAUUUCCAACUCAAUCAAACCGUUUUAACCGAUUUGAGAAAAUUGCUCGAUUUGGGCGAAAAACACAUAAUCAAGUGUUUGAUUGAAAUGUAUCACAUUUUCUUAACCGGCGAUUGUUGUCGCUACAUCCUCAACAAUUUAUUUAUCAAGGAUUACAUUAUUUACAUCAUGAAAUGGGACAGGACGAAAUGGAGAGAAGUCGUUGACCAAAUUAAACAAGUGACGAUUGAGAAAAGCGACCUCGGAUUGAAUCUACAAGAGAUUGAAGACGACGUUUGUCAAAAUUUCGAUUUGAACAAUUUGAGAAUCAGAGACGAGGAUUCGGACGAUUUUAGUGAUAGUUCGAGUGACGAUAGCUCGACCGAAUCUGAAUAAUUUUACUGUCAAUAAAUUAUUAACUCACCUACUGUUGUAUAUCUAACGAAAGUUUCCUU